This is a messenger RNA of Chironomus riparius, 2292 nucleotides long. The record is from the annotation of a GenBank genome assembly. Lineage: Eukaryota; Metazoa; Arthropoda; Insecta; Diptera; Chironomidae.
AUGUCAGAUUCAACAGAUUUCUUUUCCUCACACGUUCCGAACUUUUGGAACCGACGAAAGUAUCGAGUAGCUGCACCAAGAAUGCAUUAUGUUGCAUCAGCUGCGAAUUCAGUUUCCAGUGACAUUUUAGCCAUCGAGCGUGUCGAUUUAUGCACUGCACGAAAUGGCAAGACUCAUCGUACAAAUCGAUUCGAUGUAAUGAAGCGAGAAAUUCCAAAACUUGUCAUACGUCGUGGUCAGGUCUUUAAAUUAUUACUCUAUUGCAAUCGUCCAUAUGAUAUUGAAAAGGAUGCCAUAAGCUUAAUAUUUAGUGUUGCUGAUGUUGAAAAGCCAUCGUUUGGACAUGGAACGUUGAUUGCUGUCUCAUUGAAUAAUCGAUCGACCGAUUUGGGAAAAUCGACUGAAUGGGGUGCAUCUGUGAAUAGCAUCAAUGGAGACCUUUUAGAAAUUUUAAUAAAACCAGCAGCAAAUGCAUUGGUUACGCAAUGGAAAAUGGAUAUUGAUACAAAAAUAAUAAAUAAUAGUAUGUCGAAGAGCUAUUCACUCCCACAGCCAUUCUACGUUCUAUUCAAUCCGUGGUGUCGUGAGGAUGAAGUCUAUUUAGAAGAUGAACGUGCACGAAAUGAAUACGUAUUGUCGGAUACGACAUUAAUUUGGAAAGGAACUUACAAUCGUUUGCGUCCAUCACCAUGGAAGCUUGGACAGUAUGAACGCGAUGUACUUGACUGUGCUUUGCAUAUUAUCGCGUACGUUGGAAAAGUUAAUCCGUCAUCGCGAGGAAGUCCUACAAAAAUAUCAAGAGCUUUAUCUGCUGCUGUCAAUAGUCCUGAUGAUGAAGGCCUUCUCUUAGGGAACUGGACAAAUGAUUUUUCUGGUGGUGUAGCACCGACUAAAUGGGGUGGAUCUGUUGAAAUCAUGCAACGCUUUUAUCGCAAACGAAAGCCUGUAAAAUUUGCACAAUGUUGGGUAUUUGCCGGAUGCUUAACAACAAUUGCACGAUGCAUUGGAAUUCCAUCGAGAAUCGUGACAAAUUAUUCAUCAGCACAUGAUACUCAGGCUAGUAUGACGGUUGACUACUUUGUGGAUGAUGACGGAAAAGUCAUGGAAGAGAUGGGAUCUGACUCAAUAUGGAAUUAUCAUGUAUGGAAUGAGGUGUUUAUGUCACGUCCGGAUUUGAACAAUAAUGAUGAUGGAAUGUAUGAUGGAUGGCAGGCAAUUGAUGCAACGCCACAAGAGAUGUCCGAUGAAAUGUAUCGUUGUGGACCAGCUUCAGUUGCUGCAGUUAAACGAGGUGAAGUUCUCAAACCAUACGAUAAUAAAUUCCUAUAUGCAGAAGUUAAUGCUGAUAAAGUUUUCUGGCGAUAUGCUGGACCUGGAAAUCCCUUGAAAUUAAUAAAGAAAGAUGAAUUUGGAAUUGGACAUUUCAUUAGCACAAAAGCUAUUGGUAGAUGGGAACGAGAUGAUAUAACAAGAACAUAUAAAUUUGAAGAGAAAACUGAUGAAGAAAGAGCGACGAUGCUGAAAGCAUUAAAGCAAGCUAACAGUGCAUUUUCAAGAUAUUAUCUCAAUGAAGAAUUUAAUGAUGUCCAUUUCAACUUUGAACUUAAAGAUGACAUUAAAAUUGGCGAAGACUUUAAUGUUGAGCUACACAUUAAAAACAGAUCAUCCGAGAAGAAUUAUACAGUAAAUGGCAACCUCAUUGUUGAAUCCAUUAUGUAUACUGGCAAGAACCGCAAAGAAAUUAAAUCAAUGAAAUUUUCCGAAGUCGUUGAACCAAGUAACGAUAAGACCGUGUCACUUGAAGUCACAUUUACUGAUUACUUCCGUAAGCUUCUGGAUCAGUCAGCGUUUAAUAUCGCUUGCAUGGCAUCUGUUGAGAAUACUGACUAUGAAUAUUUCGCACAAGAUGAUUUUCGUGUACGUAAGCCGGAUAUUAAGUUCAUAUUUACAGGAAAGCCAAUGCAUGACGUUGCUCACGAUAUCCACAUAAGAUUGGAAAAUCCACUGCCCAUACCGAUUACAAAAGGUAUCUUUCAAAUUGAGGGAUCCGGCCUUAAAGAGCCUCUUAUUCUAAAGGUCCCAGACAUUCUACCAAAAACAGUAACAGAAACCCGCUUUGCUUACAAGCCAUCAUAUGUUGGAAGUGCAAAGCUUGUCGCCAAGUUCACAUCAAAGGAAAUGGAUGACGUUGAUGGAUUUAGAGUAUUUGAAGUCGCACCAAAACCAGAAGAUGUUCUUAUGGACCCAAUAGACAAUGACACAAUAAUCUCCGAAAGUGAUAUUGUCGAGUGA